AUGUCGCAAACAAGCGUUGCUGAGCAAGCUGCUGCACCAGUUGUUAGUGAAUCACCAACUGUUAUAGAACGGUGGGAACGAGAUUUUUCACAGACAAAAACUGAUGGUAUCACAUAUGAUUACAUUAUUAUUGGCUCUGGCUCUGCAGGUGCUGUCUUAGCUAAUCGUCUGUCGGAGCAAAGUGAUAAACGUGUUCUUCUUAUUGAAGCUGGUGGUGUUGAUACAAUGGACCAAAUACAUAUACCAGCUGCCUUCGGUAGCUGUCAGCGUGGUGACAUUGAUUGGCAAUAUAAGACUACACCUCAACUUUAUUCACACUUUGGGUGUGUCAAUCAACAAAGUAAUUGGCCACGUGGUAAAGUUUUAGGUGGUUGUUCCUCUAUAAACAGUAUGCAAUAUGUUCGUGGUGAUCCACAUGAUUAUGAUAAUUGGCAAUUGCCACAAUGGUCAUUUCAAGAAAUGUUAAAAUAUUUUAAAAAAUUAGAACACGCGGAUCCGAAUACAAUUCAGAAGAAUGAGCAUUUUCGUAAUCACGAUCAGGACAAUGGAAUGAUGGAUGUAACAAUGCUCGAAGAAGCCAAUCCAAUAAAUCGAAUGUUCAUUGAAGCAUGUGAAAAGAAUGGAUUUCGUGAAACUAAAGAUUAUAAUGCCGAAGAAAGUCUCAAUGGAUGUGUAUCAAUGUCACAAAUAUCAACAAAAGGCGGAAAACGUUGGUCAACAGCAAGUGGUUAUCUCUUGAAAGCAGUGAAACGAGAAAAUUUUGAUUUGUUAAUACAUGCACAUGCUUGUCGAGUAGUAUUUGAUGAGCAAAAACAAGUAUCUGGAGUCAUUGUUAAACGCAGUAGCUCAUUGGACAAAGAAGAAUUUAUCAAAGGUAAAGAAGUGAUACUAUCAGCUGGUACAAUUGGAAGUGCUCAAAUACUUCUUCUCUCUGGUAUUGGUCCUCAAGAAGAAUUAGAGAAACAUCAAAUACCAGUGAUCAUGGAUUUACCUGGUGUUGGUAAAAAUUUACAAGAUCAUCUAAUGGCUGUUCUAGUCUAUCAAACUCGAAUACCAACACUUUCAGUUCAUGAUCUAACAUCCGAAAACUUACAAAAAUGGGCAACUCAAGGAAAAGGUCCCUUAACGUCAUGCAUUAUUGAAUCACAAUGGUGGUGUCAAUUGAAUGGAAAUGAUAAAACACAAGUACCUGAUAUUCAAACGCAUUUUGGACCGUGUACAAUUGACGCUGAACUUUUGAAGAACUUUAACUAUAAACUAGAAGUUUUUGAGCACUAUUUGAAACCAUGUUUAACAGAUGAAUUUCAAUGGACUGUUGCAUGCUUACCUACAAUUCUGCAUCCAAAAUCAAAGGGUGAAAUUACACUUGCAAGUCGUGAUCCUCUCGAACAUCCAAUUAUCAAUCCAAAUUAUUUAGAAGAUAAAGAAGAUGUUCGUAAAUUGGUUGAAGCAUGUAAGCUAGUUGAAAAAAUUUGUCAGACUGAACCGCUGAAUAGUACACUCAAAUCAAUGGUGAAACAAAUGAACGGAGACGAAACAACAGAAAAUGUCGAUCAAUUUUGGGAAUCGUUUAUUCGAAAAUAUAGUGUUACAGUCUAUCAUCCAGUUGGUACGUGUAAGAUGGGAAAAGAAGAAGAUCCAAUGACGGUUGUAACGCCUGAUACACGAGUGAAAGGCGUGAGAGGUCUACGUGUUGUUGAUGCAAGCAUUAUGCCGAGUAUUAUUUCGGGCAAUACAAAUAUUCCAACAGUUGCAAUAGCAGAGAGAGCAGCAGAUUUAAUUAAGAACAACUAUUAA
Rotaria sordida is the source of this 1797-nucleotide messenger RNA. The record is from the annotation of a GenBank genome assembly. Lineage: Eukaryota; Metazoa; Rotifera; Eurotatoria; Philodinida; Philodinidae.